AAACGAAUAUCAAAAACCAAAGAUGUAAAUGGCAGUGCUGCGCGAUCCGUGUAUCAAAAUGAUCAAUAAAGCCUGGGAUUGCCACGCGAGACGCAGCCGUGAACGUCGUGAUCAGCCGCUUUUUUCCCAUCGAUUUGUGUAUGCGCGAAUAAUCGGAGAAAUGAAGCGGGAAAACAGUGACUCAGCUUGCAAUGGGUAAAUAUUUCCGAGGAACGGAACGGCCGACGAGGAGACGGCGAAUCAACUUGAGGACUUGGAACCUCGCGAGGAUGCGGGACCGGCUCUCGUGGUACAUGGUCUUCUUGAUUCUGCCGACAAUCCUUUUGGCGAGGUCGCUCGAUAAAGAUCGACGCGUGCCCUACAACAUCCCGUCGGAUUGGAAGGCCCUUUGGUUCAGCAAUCUCGACGAACUGCAGAGAGUGAACGAGGCGAACGACAACAACACCGUUUCUAAUGUCACGGUACAAUUGGGUGGCACUGCCUUCCUGCACUGCAAAGUUCGCAAUUUGGCGGAGAGGACCGUUUCCGAUGCCGAGAUAUCGUGGAUUCGGCGACGUGACUUUCACGUUUUAACAAGCUCGAUGUUCACAUACACGAACGACGAGCGAUUUCAAGUACUGCAUCCCGAGGGCUCGGACGAUUGGACCCUUCAAAUAAAAUACGUCCAAGAAAGAGACAAUGGGACGUACGAGUGUCAGGUCUCGAGAAGUGCAGGGAUACUGUCACACUUUGUCAAUCUAAAUAUAGUGAUACCAGAGGCGUUUAUAUUAGGAAGCGACGAGCAUCACGUCGACGUAGGGUCUAUCAUAAAUCUCGUGUGCAUAAUAGAGAAGAGCCCGACGCCGCCGCAAUACGUGUUCUGGUAUCACAAUAACCGGAUGAUAAACUACGACACCACGCGCGGCAGCGUGACCGUACAAACCGAUCCAGGACCAACUCAAAGCCGACUGACGAUUCGCCAGGCAGUGGAGGCGGACACGGGCAAUUACACGUGCAGCGCCUCCAACACCAAGCCGGCAUCGAUCUUCGUCUUCGUCACCGAAGGUGACAAGAUGGCAGCGAUACAACGUCGCAAAACGUCGGCAGCGAAGAGGAAUCUGGCGGGAGUGCUGGUACCGGUGGUACUCGUCGUAGCGGGCGUCGUUUUAGCGCGAUAAGCGUUUUACUUCGAAAAUGUCCAUAACUAUUACGUCAUUACUUCCGUUUGUGAUAGAUAGGAUAUUAUCCUACCCCCUCCUCUUUUCCCCUCCGGGACUUUACGGUCCGCUCAUCCUCCCUCCCUUCUUUUUCAUCUUUUCCAACAACCCCAUCCCACCCCACCCCUCCCCCCCAGGCUCCAUACUCUCUCCUCAUCCAUUCCUCGCGGGUCUCCUUUCCUCCUCAAACCACGCUCCCGUCUUCCAUUCCAUCUUCCAACCCACCCUUCCCUCACCAUCCUCACUCGUCCCUCUUAUUCUUUAUUUACUUUAGUCGAAGUUGCCGCCGGCUGGACUACUUAGAUAUGCGAGAUUUUCGUGGAAGAUUGCGCGAUUGCCUGCUCCAAGUCAUUACACGCGACGCGCAUGCGACUCGAAUUAUGUAAAUACUUACUGCCCGGGUCGAAUACGCCACAACGAGGCGGAUUACGUUAGGCAAGGCCUGUCCAACUUCCGGGGCGCCGAUCUGCUGAUCGUCCGUUUUCGACAGACCAGGUUUCGGGCCGGUCGGAUGGAAAAUUCACGCGGUCAGUGCAAACGAAUCGAUCGUGUCGCUAACAAGGUGAGACUGUAUGUAUCUCGGAAAUCGAAAUAAUUGAUUAGGUGGGUUCCAAAAGCACAGACCUGAUAGAUGUGUGCAUGUGUGAUACAUGUCUAUGCGUCGCCCAUAUCUGUUACAAACACUGCCCUUCCUUUUAAGAACACUUUUUACAUUAUUUAGAUUU
Messenger RNA from Trachymyrmex septentrionalis, 1921 nucleotides. It is a transcript of the gene dpr12, whose product is annotated as hemicentin-2. Gene Ontology annotation, cellular component: neuron projection membrane. NCBI's taxonomy places the organism in Eukaryota, Metazoa, Arthropoda, Insecta, Hymenoptera, Formicidae. The record is from RefSeq and is a predicted model, not a curated record. Gene Ontology annotation, molecular function: protein binding. The transcript is spliced from 8 exons. The coding region runs from base 192 to 1157 and encodes 321 amino acids. Gene Ontology annotation, biological process: synapse organization.